UCCUUUCACCUCAUACGAUCCCUGCUUUACCGCAUUCCACGGUUCCACAACAACUCAAUGAGGUUGAAUGAAUAUCUAAUCCCAGAAAGUUAAUAUAGUUUUAUUUGUGUAUUAUCUUUAAUGUGCCCAAUUGGUACUUACAAUGGAGUGCCCGGACAAAUCUGAGAAUAUCGAUGGGAAUGUGGACACAAAUGAUUUGCCUAACGACGAUCAGGUUCUAUCUUUGAUAACUGACGCAAUGUUCGUCGACUCAAUAUUAAGUGUUAAUCCGCUUGGUCCACCAACGAGAGGAAAUUUUGCCGGUGAGGCAAACUUUGAGAUAUCAAUAGACGGAUCACAAACCAGGAGAAAAAAGUUCCUAUUCUCGGCGAAACUGAAUAAGAUAUAUGUGGAUAUUGGUGUUGACUUUCCUUUGAAAUUCAACUGGGACGCGUCCAAGUACCAGUACAUGUAUGUCAGAGCCACUGUCAUAUACUCAGACGCUGAUCAGGCCCAGAAGAAGGUUGAGGCCUGCUACCAACAUUCCUUUUACUCGAACACAGCAAACUCUGUGACCGGCCGCAACGUCCUCCGUUCCGGUCGCGAGCUGGGUGUACCGGAUGUGUAUUACUUCGGACGUGACGACGACCCGGACUCGUGGUAUUCGGUCCUCGUGGCUGGGAAUCCGUCCCUGGAACAUCCCUACCAAUUCGUCUGCAAAAACAGCUGCACGUCGGGCAUCAAUAGACGGAAUAUCGAAAUAAUAUUCACGCUGGAAGAUGCCUUAGGAGUGGUGUUCGGCCGGCAGAGUGUUGGUGUACGGGUGUGUUCGUGUCCCAGGAGGGAUAUGAACAAGGAUGAGGUUGCUAUGGAGGAAACUGGUGUAAAGAGACCAGCCCCCUCACAACCAAACACAACCAAGAAGAUAAAGAUAGACGUGCAACACCAGCAGCAACAGCAACAACACGACACUGUUGUCACAUUGCCAUCGUUAUCCGUGGUUGGAAUACCAACUGUGGUAUCCGGUCUCCGUGUAAUGCUGAGUAUGCAGGAACAGGCUCUAGCCAUAAAGACUGAUAACUACCAGCCUGUGGAUGAUCUCAUCAAAUGUAUAACUGAUAUGAAGAAAUGCAUAGAUGACCUUGAGGAUAAGCUGAAGGACAAACCGUCUUAAACCCCAAUUUAAUAUUCCAUUCGCAAUGAUAAUAUUUUGCUAAGUACUAUUAAUUUUACUAACCAGUGAGCCAGUCACUCAAUACUUUCAGUAUGUUAGCAGUAAUAUCUGUGACUUAUUUUUUUUUUGGUUACAGAUAUAUUAUAAAUGUGAUUUUUCGUCCAUUACUUAAUUCUUCUUAUAAGUUAAGUUACUUUAAUUAUGUCUUAUUUCGUAAGGUUUAUUAUGUCGUUUUUUUUUUUUUGAUAUGACAGAAUUUUUUUGUUGUUGUUUUUUUUACCAUAUGGUCACACUGAGCCAUUGGUAGAAAAAUUCGUCAGGAAAACUGGAAUGACAGAAAUUUUGUGCUAUCUGUGCCAUUUUUUUAUUUUUAUUCUAGACUGAUAAAGAAAGGAAAUUAUUGACACUAAGCUGUGGAUUGAGCAAACAAAUCCUUAUGUUACUUAAUAAAAAAAAAAUACUGAUAUUACAUAGAUAAUAUUCUACGUAUCCUUUAUUCGAUUACACUCAACGACCAAAGCAACAAUAAUGUCAAGAUACACCCCACCACUUAUAUUAAGAUAUUAUAAGAUAUAUUUUAACUAAAACCUUAUAUAUAUAUAUAUAUAUGGACAUUUUCAAUAUCCCAAGUGCCUUCAAUACUACUGAUUGGUAGCAUUCUUGAAUACUUUUAUGUUUUGAUAUAGAAACUUUUUUUUAUUUUUUAAUUAUGUUUUAGAUUAAGAAUUGUGUAAGUGACAAGUAUGAUUUUUUUUUUUUUUAUAUUGUAUUCUUUAUAGAAAUGUGCCUUAAUUAAGAAUUGAAUAAAUUCUCAUUGAUUUAAGUAUA
Molecule: messenger RNA, 1981 nt
Organism: Danaus plexippus (monarch butterfly)
Lineage: Eukaryota; Metazoa; Arthropoda; Insecta; Lepidoptera; Nymphalidae
Gene: p53
Product: cellular tumor antigen p53
Exons: 8
Coding region: 143-1153 (336 amino acids)
Biological process (GO): apoptotic process; regulation of transcription by RNA polymerase II
Cellular component (GO): nucleus
Molecular function (GO): RNA polymerase II cis-regulatory region sequence-specific DNA binding; DNA-binding transcription factor activity, RNA polymerase II-specific
Source: RefSeq, a predicted model, not a curated record